This is a messenger RNA of Arctia plantaginis, 942 nucleotides long. The record is from the annotation of a GenBank genome assembly. Lineage: Eukaryota; Metazoa; Arthropoda; Insecta; Lepidoptera; Erebidae.
AUGAAAACUUUUGUAGACGAAAUAGCCUUAAGCAGUUUAAGAAAAGUAAACGAAUUCAGAAAGAAGGAACACAGUGUUAUUGAGUGCCUCGAUUUGGUUACUACCGAAUCCAAACACAAAACGGACAUAAUAAAAUAUGCACAAUCUGAAAAUAUAAGGACUAUAUCAUGGCCUUUACAAGAUUUGUACUCCGCAGAAUACGAUUUAGGACUUAUUGUGGCUUUUGGACACCUGAUUAAAGAAGAUCUUCUCAACAAAUUCCCCUUAGGAAUGGUGAAUGUUCAUCCAAGCCUUUUGCCGCAAUGGCGAGGUGCUGCACCUAUCAUUCACACUCUAUUACAUGGAGACUCAAUUAGUGGUGUCACAUUGAUGAAGAUUAAAGCAGAUAUAUUUGAUGUGGGUGAAAUAAUAAGUCAAGUAAAAGUGCCAGUAUCCAGUGAUAUAAGGUUACCAGAAUUAACGGAAGAGUUAUCAGAAAUUGGAGCAGACAUGUUAGUAGACUGCAUACGAACGCUACCCAUGAGUUUAAUAAAUACCCGGCCACAGAGUUCAGUUGGAGUAACGUAUGCAAAGAAAAUAAACAAAAGUAUAAGUGUAGUCCGAUGGUCUCAAAUGACUGCAGCAGAAGUAUAUAACUUGUACAGAGCGAUAUACGGACUGUUUCCACUCACCACGAAAUUUCAAGGCAAACAAAUGAAGCUCUUUGAUGCCUUCAUCCAUAAUCCUGACAAUGUUGAACUUAAGAAUAAACCGAUUGGAACUGUAGAGUACUGUGACAGUACAAAAGCAAUAAGAAUAUUAUGUAAAGACCUUAGGUAUAUUUAUUUCAGAUCACUUAGAAUAGUAGGUAAAAGACAAAUAUCUGCAUUAGAUUUCUAUAACGGUUACAUAAAAAAUGUUUCAUUAGAAAAGAGAGAUUUAAUAGUUUUUAGAAAUCAAUAA